AUGCCUAAUCUUAAAGCAGUUAAGUCAACUGUGAGUCUUCACACAGUAAGAUCCAAAGCUGGUGAUCAUGUUCACCAAGUUCUUUCAAACAGAUCUGAACUUAGAGUUUUAAGUGUAGAUGCUGGGAAAGUAGGGGAUGAAGACUUGUUAGCUGACAUUGGUUAUAAGCAAGAAUUAAACCGUAGUUACUCCACAAUUCAAAUCUUCGGUAUCGCCUUCUCCAUUAUGGGUUUAUUACCUUCUAUUGCUUCCACUAUUGGUUCUGGUCUUGAUUAUGGUGCAGUUGGUUUAACAUGGGGUUGGUUUUGCUCUGGUUUCUUCAUUCUUUCCAUUGGAGUCUCUAUGAGUAUCCUUUCUUCUGCCAUUCCAACUUCUGGUGGUUUGUACUAUUGGACUAAUUACUAUGCCCCAGAUAACAUGAAGGUCAUUUUAAGUUUCCUUAUCGGAUGCUCCAAUUCUAUGGGUUUGAUUUCAGGUUUCUGUUCUAUCAACUACGGGUUUGCCUCAGAAAUUGCCUCUGCUGUGUAUAUAAGUAAGGAUGGUGACUUCGAUAUUACCAACCCAAUCUUAUACGGGAUUUUUGCAGCUUGUUGCGUCUCUCAUAUUGCCCUUUGUUGUGCUACAUCUAAGCACACUGCUUACUUGCAAUCGUUUUCCAUCUAUAUUAAUGUGUUCAUCAUUGUUUUAUUCAUUAUUGCUGUUCCAAUUGGAGCCCUGAAAAAGAAUGGAUUCAAUGACUCUUCAUUCAUCUUCGGUAACACAACAAACGAAACGAACUGGACCGCUGGUUGGUCAUUCAUGCUUUCCUGGAUGCCUGCUAUUUGGACUAUUGGUGCAUUUGAUUCCUGUGUCCAUAUGUCAGAGGAAGCUAAGAAUGCUACCAGAGGUGUUCCAAUUGGAAUUAUUGGUUCUAUCACUGUAUGUUGGGUCAUUGGUUGGAUCAUCUGUAUUGUUGCCUGUGCAUGUAUGCAAAACGGAGAUGUUGAUGCUGUCGUUUCACCAACUACUGGUCAAAGUAUGGCUCAAAUCAUUUACGACUGUUUAGGGAAGGAAUGGGCUGUUGCAUUUAUGUCAUUAAUUGCCUUUGCCCAAUAUGUUAUGGGAGCCUCUAUCUUAACUGCAGCCUCAAGACAAAUUUGGGCCUUUGCCAGAGACGAUGGUUUACCAUUCCACAGCUACGUUAAGGUUAUCAAUCCUACCUUAAAGGUUCCAUUAAGAGCCACUAUCUUCGGUGGUCUUUUUGGGUUAAUUAUCGGUUUAUUGAUUUUGAUUGAUGAAACCGCAGCAAGUGCUCUUUUCUCUUUAGCCGUGGCAAGUAACUACUUGUCUUGGGGUAUGCCAGUUUUCUUGGUCUUAUUACCACAUGGAUCUAAGAAGUUCAAGCCAGGUUACUUCACCUUGGGUAAAGUUGGUAACACUAUUGUUCACUGCAUUACUGUCGUUUGGAUCGUAUAUGUCAUUAUAAUGUCUAUGUUCCCAAGUAGUAAGACUGUCGAUAAGGAAACCAUGAACUAUACCGUCGUUAUUAAUGUUGGUGUUUGGAUUCUUGCCCUUGUGUAUUAUUUCGUGUACGGUUACAAGGUCUUCUCUGGUCCAAAGUCCAAUCUUGAAGGUGAACACGAUGGUAGUGUGGAUGAAGAUUUGGUUAACAUUGAUGCUCAACUUCUUGAAGAUAAGUCAUAA
Molecule: messenger RNA, 1683 nt
Organism: Dujonia railenensis
Lineage: Eukaryota; Fungi; Ascomycota; Pichiomycetes; Serinales; Debaryomycetaceae
Source: the annotation of a GenBank genome assembly